UAGAUAUUCGUAGUUAAUCUACGUGUUUACUUCUUAAUAUAGUGGGUAUUUAUAAUAUUUAAGGGGAAAAUACAGGACCUAAAUAUCAUAGUGUAUUUGCAACAAUUUACUGUAUAUAAAUACAAUUCGAUGCAUACGAACAUCAAAUUUAUAUGGAAAAUAUGGCUGCUGCAGACGUGAAAAGUAUCAGUAACGAAGUGGAUGGAUUAAAUCUGAACGAUAACGAAAAUGCAAAUGAAACUGGUGCUUUAAAUGAUAAAGAGGAACCACAAACGAAGGGAGGAAGACUUCCAAUCGUGAGAGAAGAUGUUAAUUUACCAAAUGAUUUUAAGGAAAAACUCGCCUUUGUCUUGUACAAUGUUCUUACUAAAGAGGAGUGUGAAGACUACAUUAAGAGGACGGAAAAGAUGGGAUACGAGGAUGCCCUUGUUAAUGUCGGUGGUGGUAGGCAAAAGAAAAUGACGGAUGUCCGCAACAACACGCGCUGCAUCUGGGACACUACAGAGGAAGCUGACCGGAUAUGGCAGAGAAUCAAAGAGCACGUGCCUAAAGAGUUUCAAAAACGCAAGGUGCUCGGUCUCAAUGAAAGACUUAGGUUCUUGAAGUACAAACCUGGAGAAUAUUUCAAGCCACACCAAGACGGAUCGUAUUUCAGAGAAAACGGAGAAAAGAGUUUCGUCACCAUCCAGCUGUACCUGAACGAGGGAUUCCAGGGAGGAAGUACAACAUUCAUGAACUUUAAUUUAAAAAAUCCAGUGGAAGUCGUCCCUAAAACAGGCAGCAUUCUGGUGUUCCAACACGACAUCAUGCACGAGGGUUCGUUGCUAAAGAAGGGAAAGAAAUACACGAUGCGAACUGAUGUCAUGUACUCGGCGACGAAGGGCUCCUGAAAACACACUGUUUGGUGGACCGUAGUAUGCAAGUGAUGCCAAUGAUACAUAUAAUAUGACUACCCACGUGUCCUCUUGACUUGCAGACAGAACAUAAUUUGCGUGACAGAUACCGCUUAUUGUGAAUAUGAUUGACUGUGUCGCCACGCUCUUGUCUUUCCAUCGAAACUAAAGUCAGUUAGGAAUUUGCGACAUGUCAGUUGUGGUUUCAUUUUAUUUAUACUAUUAGGUAAGGACCAUCGUGGAAUGGUUGGAUUUUUUGUCCUGAGAGUCACUUGUAUUAGUAUUUGCAAUACAUUGUUCAUCGUCGGAGGAGUAGUGUUCAUUUUACAGAAUACGUUGACAGAUAUUGUUUAUAAUACUGUUAUAUUUGUUAUCCUUGUACUAUAUUUAAUUACAUUAGCAUUUUUAAUAAACGUUGAUAAUUGU
This is a messenger RNA of Mya arenaria, 1319 nucleotides long. RefSeq lists its product as uncharacterized. Gene Ontology annotation, biological process: peptidyl-proline hydroxylation to 4-hydroxy-L-proline. Gene Ontology annotation, cellular component: endoplasmic reticulum. Lineage: Eukaryota; Metazoa; Mollusca; Bivalvia; Myida; Myidae. Bases 153 to 890 code for a protein of 245 amino acids. The transcript is spliced from 6 exons. The record is from RefSeq and is a predicted model, not a curated record. Gene Ontology annotation, molecular function: iron ion binding; L-ascorbic acid binding; procollagen-proline 4-dioxygenase activity.